UUCCAGCGGCGUCCAGUAUUCUUAUCUCCAUGACAGGGAGAGACACACAGCCGGCUAUGGGGUGAAAUGGGGCUGCCUACAGCAGCCAGCGCUGAUCCACCAGGAAGUAAAACGCUGCAGUUACUAUGACAACGAUGAAUCACUCUCCAGUCCUCAUGUAUCUGCCACAAGGAGAUGACAGAAAUGGGCUUCCUCAGAAUCCACUGGAACUCUUUGGUACCAAUAAAUUAGUGAAAAUAUGUGCACCAAUGGUUCGAUAUUCCAAACUGGCUUUCAGGACCUUGGUAAGAAAGUAUGACUGCGAUUUAUGUUAUACACCGAUGAUAGUUGCUGCGGACUUUGUCAAGUCUACCAAAGCAAGAGACAGCGAAUUCACCACAAACCAAGGAGAUCAUCCUCUUGUUGUGCAGUUUGCUGCUAAAGAAGCAAAGGUUUUAGCUGAUGCAGCCCAUCUUGUAAGUCCUUUUGCUGGUGGCAUUGAUCUGAAUUGUGGGUGUCCUCAGAGGUGGGCAAUGUCUGAAGGCUAUGGGGCUUGCCUAAUAAACAAGCCUGAUUUAGUCAGUGAUAUGGUGAGACAAGUACGAAACCGAGUUGAAAACCCAAACUUUUCAGUGUCAAUCAAAAUAAGGAUUCAUGCGGACAUAACCAAAACAGUAGACCUUUGUCAAAAGGCAGAAGCUGCAGGUGUGUCUUGGAUUUCAGUACAUGGAAGAUUUCCUGAGGAAAGGCAUCAGCCUGUGCAUUAUGAUGGGAUAAAAGUUAUUAAGGACACCUUAUCUAUACCUGUUGUUGCCAAUGGUGAUAUUAAAAGUUUAAAAGAAGCAGAGAAUAUACAUUGUAUUACAGGAGCUGAUGGUGUUAUGGCAGCCCGAGGCCUCUUGGCUAACCCAGCCAUGUUUGCAGGCUAUGAGGAGACUCCACUAACCUGUAUUGAGGAUUGGAUUGACAUAGCAUUGGAACACGGAACACCUUUCACAUGUUUUCAUCAUCAUCUCAUGUACAUGAUGGAAAGAAUAAGCUCAAAACAAGAGAAGAGAGUUUUUAAUGUGCUUUCUAGUACGUCAGCAGUUUUAGAUUAUUUAAAAAGCACGUAUGGGGUGUGAUGAAUGUCUGUUGCUUUUUAUCCUUUUAAUUAUUUGAUUUUUAAAUUUUUAUAUUCUUUCAGUAUAUUUAUAACUGUUUUAUUUUUACAUAAAUUGUAAAUCUCAAAGAGCUGUAUGAAGGUUUUGCACAAUAAAAAUAUAAUGACCAAAAAACUAGUA
Messenger RNA from Rana temporaria (common frog), 1262 nucleotides. RefSeq names its product dihydrouridine synthase 4 like (gene DUS4L). Gene Ontology annotation, biological process: tRNA processing. The transcript is spliced from 7 exons. NCBI's taxonomy places the organism in Eukaryota, Metazoa, Chordata, Amphibia, Anura, Ranidae. Gene Ontology annotation, molecular function: tRNA dihydrouridine synthase activity; flavin adenine dinucleotide binding. The record is from RefSeq and is a predicted model, not a curated record. The coding region runs from base 126 to 1103 and encodes 325 amino acids.